CACAGUGCAUCACGAACUUAACCCCGGUUCACUCCGAUCAUCAUCCACCCACCGAUGGCCCGACGCCGGAGCAGCGGCGGCAUCUCGUCCGCGCUGAGCCUGGGGCUCGCCGUGAUGGCCGUCACAUGGGCGACGUCCACGGCGCAGCAGCAGCAGCAGCAACCGCCGGCCGUGCCAAGCGUGAGCGUGCCGAGCUGCCCGCCGGUGCAGGCCUCGCUGUCGCCGUGCGUGAGCUACUUCAUCGGCAACUCCUCGUCGCCGUCCGACACGUGCUGCGUCCAGAUGCGGGCCAUGUUCCAGUCGCAGGCGCCCUGCCUCUGCGCCGCCGUGUCCGCCGUGCCGUCCCAGCUCGGGUCCGUGGUCGGCGGCCUGCUCCCCACCGCCUGCAACCUGCCCCCCAACGCCUGCUCCGGUACGUGCAUGCUGCCAGCGAGAUGCUCCUACAUGUAG
Molecule: messenger RNA, 450 nt
Organism: Triticum aestivum (bread wheat)
Lineage: Eukaryota; Viridiplantae; Streptophyta; Magnoliopsida; Poales; Poaceae
Product: non-specific lipid transfer protein GPI-anchored 15-like
Exons: 1
Coding region: 55-450 (131 amino acids)
Source: RefSeq, a predicted model, not a curated record